Danio rerio (zebrafish) is the source of this 1073-nucleotide messenger RNA. RefSeq names its product potassium channel tetramerization domain containing 8 (gene kctd8). Gene Ontology annotation, cellular component: presynaptic membrane; postsynaptic membrane. Gene Ontology annotation, biological process: protein homooligomerization; G protein-coupled receptor signaling pathway. The record is from RefSeq and is marked provisional. NCBI's taxonomy places the organism in Eukaryota, Metazoa, Chordata, Actinopteri, Cypriniformes, Danionidae.
UGACAUCCGUCACUCUUGGACCUCUAUGGAUUCAUUCUCUGGUUCUUUUUGAAAUCUUUCCAGAGUCGUCUCUCUUCAUUCUUCUCGCGUUUACCUUGUCGGUGUGCUUGGAUCAUGGCCAUGAAGGAAACAAUACUCCCUAUCAGCGAGGUGUCGAGUCCGUACCCGGAGGUUGUGGAGCUCAACGUUGGGGGCCAGGUGUACGUCACCAAGCGCUCCACCUUGGUCAGCGUACCUGACACCACCCUCCACACCAUGUUCACGCGGUGUACCCCGCACGAGCUGCCACGUGACAGCCGAGGACGAUUCUUCAUCGACCGAGAUGGAUUCUUGUUCCGAUAUGUGCUGGACUUCCUACGAGAUCGCCAGCUUGUGCUGCCCGAACACUUUCCAGAGCGGGAGCGUCUUCAGAGGGAAGCCGAGCACUUCCAGUUGGGGGAACUGCUGAGACUUCUGGGCCCACGUGUAGCCAAGCAAGGCUCUCUCAACGAUGAAGGCUGCCAGAGUGAUAUUGAGGAAAGUUCACAGAGUAGUGAGUUGGUGACUCGAACUGGACACCAUGCCAUCAAUUACGCAACUACUUCUUCCACGUUGGACAAGAGGUCAGGGUUCAUUACCAUUGGUUAUCGGGGAUCCUACACAAUGGUGAGGGAUAAUCAAGCAGAUGCAAAGUUUCGGCGCGUGGCACGGAUCAUGGUCUGUGGGCGCAUCGCCCUGGCAAAGGAAGUGUUUGGAGACACUCUAAAUGAAAGUCGGGAUCCGGAUCGCCCACCAGAGAAAUACACCUCCCGCUUCUACCUGAAGUUCACCUACCUGGAGCAAGCGUUCGACAGGUUAAGCGAGGCUGGUUUUCAGAUGGUGGCCUGCAACUCUACUGGAACGGCUGCAUUCGUCAACCAGUACAGAGAUGACAAGAUCUGGAGCAGCUACACGGAGUACAUCUUCUUCAGUAAGUGACAGAGUAGCUCUUGCAAACCUGCCUGCGCUAGUGCACUCCACUCCUAAUUUCCUUUUCGUGUAUUUGAGUAUUACCAACCUUGUUCCCAAGGGAUACAGGGGCAUGUUUCACAACA